This is a messenger RNA of Cucurbita maxima (winter squash), 4151 nucleotides long. Its product is annotated as cellulose synthase-like protein D3. Gene Ontology annotation, cellular component: plasma membrane; trans-Golgi network. Gene Ontology annotation, molecular function: mannan synthase activity; cellulose synthase (UDP-forming) activity. The transcript is spliced from 4 exons. Gene Ontology annotation, biological process: cellulose biosynthetic process; plant-type primary cell wall biogenesis. Lineage: Eukaryota; Viridiplantae; Streptophyta; Magnoliopsida; Cucurbitales; Cucurbitaceae. Bases 465 to 3896 code for a protein of 1143 amino acids. The record is from RefSeq and is a predicted model, not a curated record.
ACACAAAAAGCAUGCCACACUCCCAUUGUAAUUUAAUCAAUUCUGUACUAAUUUUUGAAGCAACCCAAAUGGCGGAAGGGUAGAUUUUGAUAGCAACCCGUAAACAAACGCCGGCUCUUCAUCUAAUCUGCUCCACGACUUUCUUCAAAUUCAAACCCAUUCAACUGAAAUCUCAUUUCAAGCCGAUUAAAUUAAUCCCAAAAUCAUCUCUACUCUGUAAUCAUGCUUUAUUAGUGUUUCCCCCUCAUGCUUGCUUGUGACCCAUUUCCACUUUUUUCUCUCAAUCUUGCUUUAAUUCCUCUUCUUCUUACUUCAUUCUGGAGCAGAGAUUAGUGGUUUGGAUUUGGUUUCUUUAUCACCGGCGGCUGGAUGCGGCGGACGCUGCUGAUCUGUUCGAUCUUUGGUGUUUAGCUAAUAGACAGCGUUAGAGACUCUCAAGGAAGAAGCAUUUUUAGUGUUUGAUUAUGGCUUCAAAGUCAUUUAAGCUCACCCAUUCAAAUCUGUUAUCAAAUUCUAAUGUGUCUGAUGCACAAAGGCAACCAUUGCCUCAGACCGUGACGUUUGCUCGGAGAACGUCCUCUGGUCGGUACGUUAACUAUUCGAGGGAUGAUCUUGAUAGUGAACUGGGGAGUGGUGAGUUUACAAACUACACAGUGCAUAUACCUCCAACACCUGACAAUCAGCCCAUGGAUCCAUCCAUAUCACAGAAGGUUGAAGAGCAAUAUGUCUCGAAUUCGCUCUUUACGGGGGGAUUUAAUAGUAUGACACGAGCUCAUCUUAUGGAUAAGGUAAUUGAAUCUGAAGCAAUCCAUCCUCAAAUGGCUGGCACGAAAGGAUCUUCAUGCGCAAUACCGGGGUGUGAUGCAAAGGUUAUGAGUGAUGAACGUGGUAAUGACAUUCUUCCUUGUGAGUGUGAUUUCAAGAUAUGUCGAGAUUGCUAUGUCGAUGCUGUUAAAUCAGGGAAUGGCAUCUGCCCUGGCUGCAAGGAGCCGUACAAGAACACAGAAAUGGAUGAAAUAGCCGUCGAACAUGGGCGACCAUUGCCACUUCCUCCCCCACGAACAAUGUCGAAGAGUGAGAGAAGAUUGUCGUUAAUGAAGUCGGCAAAGUCCAUGAGGGGAGUUGGAGAUUUUGAUCAUAAUAGGUGGCUUUUUGAAACAAAGGGUACUUAUGGAUAUGGAAAUGCUAUAUGGCCAAAGGAUGGGGUUGCUGGAAAUGGAAAUGAUAAAGACGAGGAGGUUGUCGAGCCGAAAGAGUUUAUGAAUAAACCAUGGAGGCCAUUGACACGAAAACUUCAAAUUCGUGCUGCUGUUAUCAGCCCGUAUAGGCUUCUCAUUCUUGUUCGUAUGGUUGUUCUUGGAUUUUUUUUGGCUUGGAGGAUUCGGCAUCCGAACACUGACGCAUACUGGCUGUGGGCAAUGUCAGUUGUUUGUGAAAUAUGGUUUGCUUUUUCUUGGCUUCUUGAUCAAUUGCCCAAGCUCUGCCCCGUUAACCGGGCCACAGAUCUUAAUGUACUGAAGGAUAAGUUUGAAACACCUAGCCCUAGUAAUCCUACUGGAAAAUCUGAUCUUCCAGGAAUAGAUGUCUUUGUUUCUACUGCAGACCCAGAGAAAGAACCCCCUCUUGUCACAGCAAACACUAUCUUGUCGAUUUUAGCUGCUGAUUAUCCUGUCGAAAAGCUUGCUUGCUAUGUUUCGGAUGACGGAGGUGCGCUUCUAACCUUUGAGGCCAUGGCAGAAGCAGCAAGUUUUGCUAACACAUGGGUUCCUUUCUGUCGAAAACAUAAUAUUGAACCUAGAAAUCCUGAGUCUUACUUCAAUUUGAAGAGAGAUCCAUUCAAGAAUAAAGUGCGAUCGGAUUUUGUUAAGGAUCGCAGACGUGUGAAACGUGAGUAUGAUGAAUUCAAGGUUCGGAUAAAUGGCCUUCCUGAUUCUAUUCGUCGUCGGUCUGAUGCCUAUCAUGCAAGGGAGGAAAUCAAAGCUAUGAAGCAUCAGAGGCAACAUGUGGCUGAUGACGAACCAGUGGAGAGUGUAAAGAUCCCUAAAGCAACAUGGAUGGCCGAUGGAACACAUUGGCCUGGAACGUGGAUGCAACCUUCUUCCGAGCACUCCAAGGGCGAUCACGCUGGUAUAAUACAGGUGAUGCUUAAACCUCCGAGUGAUGAACCACUGCAUGGAACUGCCGAAGAAACUAAACUAAUUGAUCUAUCUGAGGUUGACAUCCGUCUUCCUCUUCUUGUUUAUGUUUCUCGUGAAAAACGUCCUGGAUAUGAUCAUAACAAGAAAGCAGGGGCCAUGAAUGCUCUAGUUCGAGCGUCAGCUAUUAUGUCGAAUGGGCCAUUUAUCCUCAACCUUGAUUGUGACCAUUACAUCUACAACUCCCAGGCAAUGAGAGAAGGAAUGUGUUUCAUGAUGGACCGUGGAGGGGAUCGUAUUUGUUAUGUUCAGUUCCCACAAAGGUUUGAGGGCAUUGAUCCUUCAGAUCGAUAUGCCAAUCACAACACUGUGUUUUUCGAUGUUAACAUGCGAGCUCUCGAUGGACUUCAAGGUCCAGUAUAUGUUGGAACAGGAUGUCUCUUUAGAAGGAUUGCCCUUUACGGUUUUGACCCACAUCGAUCAAAAGAGCGGCAUGCUGGUUGCUGUAGCUGUUGCUUUGGUAAACGGGGUAAGCAUACAUCGAUUGCGAGUAGCCCGGAAGAGCAUCGAGGCCUGAGAAUGGGCGACUCUGAUGAUGAAGAAAUGGACAUAUCCUUGUUCCCAAAAAGAUUUGGAAAUUCUGCUUUUCUAGUUGAUUCAAUUCCAGUUGCAGAGUUUCAAGGACGCCCAUUAGCCGAUCACCCAGCUGUGAAAUAUGGACGCCCUCCUGGUGCUCUCACCAUUCCUCGUGAGCUUCUCGACGCAUCAACCGUUGCAGAGGCAAUCAGUGUCAUUUCUUGUUGGUAUGAAGACAAGACCGAAUGGGGACAACGAGUCGGGUGGAUUUAUGGAUCUGUCACAGAAGAUGUGGUCACUGGGUACAGAAUGCAUAAUAGGGGAUGGAAAUCGAUUUACUGUGUAACGAAACGUGAUGCUUUUCGUGGAACUGCUCCUAUCAAUCUCACUGAUAGGCUCCAUCAAGUCCUCCGAUGGGCUACUGGGUCGGUCGAGAUUUUCUUCUCCAGAAAUAACGCCCUUUUGGCUAGUCCAAGAAUGAAAAUUUUGCAAAAGAUCGCCUAUCUUAACGUCGGAAUUUAUCCGUUCACUUCCAUUUUCCUAAUCGUCUACUGUUUUCUCCCUGCACUGUCCCUGUUUUCUGGGCAGUUCAUUGUUCAAACUCUCAAUGUCACUUUCCUGACAUACCUUUUAGUCAUCACCAUCACUCUAUGCCUGCUUGCUGUUCUUGAAAUCAAAUGGUCUGGCAUUGAAUUAGAAGAAUGGUGGAGAAAUGAACAGUUUUGGUUGAUUGGAGGCACCAGUGCUCAUCUUGCUGCUGUGCUACAGGGUCUGCUAAAAGUCAUUGCUGGGAUUGAAAUCUCUUUCACUUUGACAUCGAAAUCAGCUGGUGACGAUGUCGACGACGAGUUCGCCGAUCUCUACAUUGUGAAAUGGACGUCUCUCAUGAUUCCACCCAUCACGAUCAUGAUGGUUAACCUGAUCGCCAUCGCAGUUGGAGUCAGUCGAACAAUCUACAGUACAAUUCCACAGUGGAGCCGGUUGAUAGGUGGUGUUUUCUUCAGUUUCUGGGUUCUGGCUCAUCUCUACCCUUUCGCCAAAGGGCUAAUGGGAAGACGAGGGAGGACACCGACCAUUGUUUUCGUGUGGUCGGGACUUGUCGCCAUCACCAUAUCUCUUCUCUGGGUAGCCAUUAAUCCCCCAAAUGGUGCAAAUGAUAUUGGAGGUUCAUUCUCUUUCCCUUGAGAGCUGUUUGUUUUGAUAUCAAUCAAUCCAGCAAUGUUCUUUAGUUCUUUUUCAUGUGCUGUUUCUGAUGGGUAGUUCUAAGUUUUUUGAUAGCGUCUUGGAUUUUGAGCAGCCUGUGAUAGAUUAUUACGUCCAUUUGAUUCUUUUGUUCUCUGUUGAUUUAGCCUCUGGAUGACCAUUUUGAUCAAGUAAAUGCUAGAGGACAUGAAUAUAGCCUUGAAUGAUUAGGGUUACAAUAUAAGUUUGUUUCUUGAA